Molecule: messenger RNA, 2421 nt
Organism: Eimeria tenella
Lineage: Eukaryota; Apicomplexa; Conoidasida; Eucoccidiorida; Eimeriidae
Exons: 5
Coding region: 1-2421 (806 amino acids)
Biological process (GO): inositol phosphate biosynthetic process
Cellular component (GO): nucleus
Molecular function (GO): ATP binding; inositol-1,3,4,5,6-pentakisphosphate 2-kinase activity
Source: RefSeq, a predicted model, not a curated record
AUGCGGCAGCGUGGCUCACCAACGCCUGAUGCAGCAGCAGCAGCAGCAACAGAAGCAGCAGCAGCAACAGAAGCAGCAGCAGCAACAGCAGCAGCAGCAGCAGAAGCUGACCGCAGCAGCAGCAGCGACGUGAGCCACACCAGCAAAAGCGGUUUCUGUAAAGGGACUGCAGCAGCAGCAGCAGCAAAAGAAACAAGAGAAAUAAAAGAAAGAAAUGAAACAAAUAAAAUAAAUAAAAUAAAUAAGUCCAAUUUAAUUCCUUUUAAUGCAGCAGCAGCAGCUCAACAUACACCCCACGGUGUCUGCCGGAGCUGCAGCAAAAGGCUCUGGGCGAAGGCAACUCGCGGUGUACGUACACCUGAAGCAAGUGCAUGCAGGCUGCAGCAGCAGCACAGCAGCAAGGACGCAGCAGAAGCGGCAGCAGCAGCUGCUGCUGCUGCAACUGCUGCAGCAUCAGCUGUAGCAGAAGCAGCAGCAGCAGCGACUAGGCCAGCAGCAGGAACAGCACCCGGAGCGGCAGGAGCAGCAGCUGAAACGGCAGCAGCAGCAGCGGCGGAUGUCAGGCCAGCAGCAGCAGCAGCAGCAGAUGCUGUGCAUUCAGGCAUUUGCUGCUGCAGCAGCUGUGUCUCCUUUUCUGUGGAGACAAAUUUCAUAACCCUUCCGAAAGCACUGCAGCAGCUGCUGCAGCAAACAGGAGCAGCAAACGGCAGCAACGCAGCAGCAGCAGCAGCAGAGCCAACAGCACCAUCAGCUACAGAGCCAGCAGCGCCAGCAGCAGCAACAUCAGCGCCAGCAGCAGCAGGACCAGCAGCGCGAGUAGCAGCAGCACCAGCACCAGCAGCAGCAGCAGCAGCAGCGCCAGCAGCAGCAGCAGCAGCAGCAGCGCCAGCAGCAGCAGCAGCAGCAGCAGGUGUGCGUUAUAUUUGUGUGGAAGUGAAGCCAAAAUGCGGCCUUAAAGAAAUGCCCGAGGGAAUGAGAAGCAGAUUUCAGCUGCAGCAGCAGUUCAAACUGCAGCAGCACAAGCAGCAGCAGCAGCCUGAGUUCGUUUGCUCUGAAUACGAGCCUGAAUUGUUUUUUGCUGGAAUUGACAAUCUGAAUUUGCUGCUGCUGCAGCUGCAGCAGCUGCAGCAGCAGCCGCAGAACAAUCUCCGCGUCUUCAUAGACGGAGAAGCAGCAGCAGCAACAGCAGCACCAGCAGCAGCAGCAGGGGCAGCAGCAGAAGGUCUCUUGGUGCUUCCGCCUCCUCCCCAAGCGGCGCUGCUGCAGCCAACAGAAGCAGCAGCAAAGGCAGCAGCAGCAGCAGCACCUGCUGCAGCAGGAGGAGCAGCAGAAGCAACAGGCGCAGCAGCAGCAGCAGGUGCUCGCGGUAUUGAUUUGCUGCCUGUUGUUGCUCAUGUGCUGCAGCAGCACUGGCGGCUGUUUGCUGCUGUGCUGCAACUGCAAGCCUUAGCAGCAGGGCAGCACGAGGUUGCGCUGCAGCUGCUGACGCAGCUUUUGCAGCAGCAGCAGCAGCAGCGGCAGCAGCAGCAGCAGGCUGUGAGAUCGAGAGCAGCAGCAGCAGCUGCAUGGGUUCUUCUAGCAAGAAAGCUGCGGAGAAAGAGAGCAGCAGCAGCAGCAGCUCGGCGGGCAGCAGCAGCAGGGCGGCGGCGGUACGGAGCUGCAGCAGCAGCAGCAGCAGCAGCAAAGCCUUCAGCAGCAGCAAAAGCAGCAGUAGCAACAGCAGCAGCAGGACCGCGAAGCAAUUUAUCCUGCUGCCCCCUAAGGCCUCUUUGCUGCUGCUGCUGGCUAAACUUGGACAAUUAUUUGGAAGCGUUCUCCGAGGUGUCUGUACACCACAGCAGCUUUGCUGCUGCUGCUGCUGCUGCUGAGCAGCAGCAGCAGCAGCACAAAAAGAUGGGAAUGGAGCUGCUCCAGCUGCUGCAGCAGCAGCAGCAACAGCAGCAGCAGCAGCAGCAGCAGCAGCGCAGCAAGCGCGCUGGCUGGCGGCGUGUAAUCUGCAGCAGCCGGCAGCCACCGAGUUGCAGACACAAAUUCAAAUUGAGUAUAAAGCCAAACUGUAACAGCAGCAGCAGCAGCAGCAGCAGCAGCAGCAGCAAAAUGAGAGAAGCAGAAGCAGCAGCAAUCCAGUGGCUCUGCCGCUUCCUGCUGGGGCGCGCAGCAAUGGACGUGAGCGUGCUGCUGCGUCUGCUGCUGGUUUGGGAGGAGCUGCCGCAGCUGCAGCAGUGCAUGCAGCAAGAGGGUUUUACUGAAAUAGACUUUUUGGGGUUUUGCCGCGGCUACCAAAAAGUCCAUUUGAUUGACUUUGACUUCAAACCCAUUCACAAAGUCUACAAGUGGGCUCGGGUGCUGCGGCAGCUGCAGCAACUUGGCACAGGAGAGGGCAGCAGCAGCAGCAGCAGCAGCAGCAGCAGAGUCUCCUAG